AGGUAUUUGGUGCGUACCUGGAAACUCCCACGGGAAAUAUGCCGAAAUAUACUCGGCGGCGCCGCGAUCUCGUUUUUGCUCCGGCCGCACGGAGGGCAGAGCGCUACUGUCAGUCGACCAUCCGCGUUGUUUACAUGCACGCGUGUUUACGUUUACAUUCUGUACUGAGCGGAUGCUGGAGUGGAAAAGUGACUUUGGUGAUUUUUUGUGAGGCUAGCGUUGACAUAAGCUUGCAGAGAUGAUUCCAGGACGACUACCUGUGCCAGAAAAUCCCUUGGGAUUAUCUUGGCAUGACAGUGCUUGGAUACCCAUGCUCAAUCCGAGCAACAUAAUGGACUACUUUUCCGAGAGGUCCAAUCCCUUUUACGACAGAACGUGCAACAAUGAAGUUGUUAAAAUGCAGCGGCUUAACCCUGAGCAGCUUAUGAAUAUGACUGGCUUUGAGUACAUACUUUUACACGUUCAAGAGCCAAUUCUUUAUGUGAUUCGUAAGCAGCAUCGUCAUGGUCCCACACAGGCAACUCCAGUAGCAGAUUACUAUAUAAUCGCAGGGGUUGUUUAUCAAGCUCCGGAUCUGGCUUCAGUAGUUAAUUCUAGAUUAUUAUCCGCAGUGCAUCAUUUGCAAUCUGCAUUUGAAGAAACAAGUGCAUGCUCAAGAUAUCAUCCUAGCAAAGGAUAUUCUUGGGACUUGAAAAAUGGGAAGACUGCAGCAGCUAAGAAGGAAAUUCCUGUGAGAGAAGAGCCCAGUACACUGUUUCAACGUCAGAGAGUUGACAUGUUGCUAGGGGAAUUAACGAGAAAAUAUCCACUGCCAGUUCCAAGACCUGUUCAAGCUGUUACUGAACCUACACAGGUUAAGCAAGAAAAUCAGACUGAAAAGCAAGGCAUGAAACCACCUCCAGAAAGGAAGCCAAGAGUCAACUAGAAAAUUGAUAGUCCUGCUUCCUACUUUAAAUAACUUAUUAGAUAUUAUUCAAAUGUUGUGUGAAUGUUGAAGUUGAUGAGAGAAACCAGCAAGUAAAAGAAGCUAAGGUAUGAUUUAUAAAAAAUGCUUAAAUAUAUUUUUACUUUGAUUCAAAGAAGCCUUCAUUUUCUUCUCUUUUUACACCAAGCACAGUCAGCGUUAUCUUCGUCGGGAACGUAUUUUAUUGUAGGUUUAUCAAUAGAUUUUUUAUUAUUGAAAAGUUUAUACUUGUACCACGUAUGCAUGAUCUCGCCACAUGGAUCUGGAUUAGGACAUUUGCAAGAAUUUAGUGGUAAUUUUUUUGGGAAGCAACUUUUAUUUAUUUUCGAAAAAUGCGUGGAACUGCUUGAAAAGUGUGAAGUAUUUCAUUUUUAACUUUUUUUAUUUAAACUUGUUAAUUUACGAACUUUAAAAUUUUUUAAUUUAUUUAUUUUUUUAACUAAUUGUCUAAAGGGACUUACAACUUGAAGCUAUCUGAUCAUCACCCAAAAAAAAAUGAUUCAGUUAUUUUUGCCAUGUUCAGAGUUUACGUGUGUGUCAAGCUUUGAAUAAAAAUUACUCAAAUCAUGUUUGCAAAUUUAAUAAUUAGAAGAAUAUUAUGACAUCUGAUGAAUGCCUAUGCAGUGACGACUCAUCGGAAAUUGAUAACCGCAGUAAUUAUGAUAACUUACUUCCCGCUCUAUCUCUGAGCGACGUCAGUGACUUUGUCCAAGAAUUUCUUCACCAAAAGUGCAAAGUGUUAAAAUUAAUACGCGACCAAAUAUCAUCGAGAAAUAGUCAAAAUUACGUGCCAGAAAGGGAUAAUAGCCCAAAGCACAAUGGCGCUGCUGAUCAAAGUAUACGACAAAAACGAGAGGUGAAAGAACCUCAUAGCCAAGAUGCAACGACAAACAGCGAUCCGAUCGUGGGAAGUUCGAGACAGCAAAUAUUCAGAAAUCCUUUUCGCGGAGUAGUCGAGAAAAUAACCUCUUACCGAUUAUUCAAAUGGCCUUUGUACUUUGUCUUGACAGUGGGGGGAAUUUUUUUUAUCGUGUACGCAUGUAGCGGCUUUUGCUUGCCGAGGAUAUUUUGCCAAAAGAGAUGUCCUAUAGUUGUUUAGGGAUGAGCGUACGAGGUUCAUUUUAGACAGUUAUGACAAUCGUGAAUGAGUAAAUAAAAGAACGCGCCAGAGUUUUAUAGUAAA
Molecule: messenger RNA, 2147 nt
Organism: Nasonia vitripennis (jewel wasp)
Lineage: Eukaryota; Metazoa; Arthropoda; Insecta; Hymenoptera; Pteromalidae
Gene: MED6
Product: mediator of RNA polymerase II transcription subunit 6
Exons: 6
Coding region: 239-925 (228 amino acids)
Biological process (GO): regulation of transcription by RNA polymerase II
Cellular component (GO): core mediator complex; mediator complex
Molecular function (GO): transcription coactivator activity
Source: RefSeq, a predicted model, not a curated record